AUGCCUGCACCCCGUCGGCGGAGAGGAUCUUAUGGAAGCAUUCAAGAUUCGGAUAGUGAUGGUGGAAGAGAUGACGUUGAUAGCUAUGGCUACGAUUCCCAAGAACAGUUUCUGUUUCAGGACGAGCCAAAACUGCCGUGGAAGACUAUAUAUUUUGUAAUAUUUUUCCUAAUUAUGGGAAUGAUUUGCAUGACAACAGCUGGACUCCUUUUUCUGGAAAUUUUAGACCAAACCCACGUUGACCGUGCGUCUCCAUUACUUAUUCUUGGCUCUCUAUUGUUGAUCCCAGGUGGCUAUUACAGUUAUAUUCUGACGUCAAUCUUGAUGAAACGCGAAGGUUUCUCAUGGGAAGACAUUCCAGAGAUUUGA
This is a messenger RNA of Rhagoletis pomonella (apple maggot), 369 nucleotides long. RefSeq names its product transmembrane protein 230-like. Gene Ontology annotation, cellular component: endomembrane system. The transcript has 2 exons. The coding region runs from base 1 to 369 and encodes 122 amino acids. NCBI's taxonomy places the organism in Eukaryota, Metazoa, Arthropoda, Insecta, Diptera, Tephritidae. The record is from RefSeq and is a predicted model, not a curated record.